Messenger RNA from Brachypodium distachyon (stiff brome), 977 nucleotides. Its product is annotated as transmembrane protein 50 homolog. The transcript has 4 exons. The record is from RefSeq and is a predicted model, not a curated record. The coding region runs from base 147 to 572 and encodes 141 amino acids. Lineage: Eukaryota; Viridiplantae; Streptophyta; Magnoliopsida; Poales; Poaceae. Gene Ontology annotation, biological process: protein targeting to vacuole; late endosome to vacuole transport via multivesicular body sorting pathway.
UGUUCAGCCCAAUAUCAUAUUCCCCUAAUCCCCUUCCUGUUGGGAGAAGAGAAAGAAAGUCGCCAGAAAAGCGAGAAGGAAAGCAACGAGCCGAGAAGAUUCCGCGGAAGGAGAGUUGGUGGAGGAGGGUUUGCUGCGUUGCGGCCAUGGAGAACCUGGCGAUGCUGUGGGGGGUCAUCGGGCCGGGCGUAGCCGGCGCGCUCUUCGGCGCCGGCUGGUGGUUCUGGGUCGACGCCGUCGUCUGCAGCGCCGUCCAGGUCUCCUUCAUCCACUACCUCCCCGGGAUCUUCGCGUCGCUGGCUGCGCUCAUGUUCAAUUGCGUGAACAAGGAGGACAUCGGGAAUGAUUAUUACUCCUCCUAUGGGGACGAUUCCGAGUGGAGGGUGAAGCUUUGGCUUUUUGUCGCAUAUGUUGUUUCUUUCGUCUGCCUAGCUGGAUCAGUUGGUUUGUUGGUGCAAGAUGCAUUGACAGACAAGGGUCCUUCCGUGUGGACUGGUGUUGCUGGUGUUCUGCAAUGUGUUUUCGUAUUGAUAAGUGGGUUGACAUAUUGGACGUGCCACUCUGAGGAGUAAGGUCAAAAUAUUGUGAGCAGACUUGGAAGGUUGGUCAUAAUGUUGCAAGGUCGUCUUCUCUACAACUGUUGUCUUGUGUAAAUUAUGUUCGUUUUAGGAUGGGAAGAUCGGUGUUUCAUGUGUGCAUAACUGACUGCUUUCUGAAAUUAUCGUUAGCAUUGGUACAUGUUUAUCCUAAUUUUCUUCGGAAGUUCUGAUGCCUCCCUUUAUUAGGUUAGAGUUGAAAUUGGAUCACGCGCCCCUGCAACGAGUCAUUAUUGUCAAACAUACUUAGUAUGGUAAUUCAGUUGACUACAUUAAAACAGAUGCUGUUCCAGUAUGAUGAUUCUAUCUAGGUGCUUGUGAAACUGUAGACCAAAAUAAUGGCACCAGAUUCUUUUGGGGCCGAUAAACCGCUCCUUAAAA